AUCUAUAUUUACCUGAUAACUAGCCUAUUUUUCUCAAUAUCUAUAGACAAUGGCUUGGGAGUAAUUACGUUCACAUUUCCUUGUAACACUCCUCUAACUUUUAUUUCUUUUGUCUUAUCUUUAUAUCCUCCCACAUUUUUUCAAAAUAUUCCACAAUCCAUCUUUGUUCUUAAAUUUUCAUUCUGGAAUGAAUAGUGAAUUUUUGUUUCAUUUUUUUAAAUUGUGCUUAGGUUAAGGUUUAUGGAACAGAUUAGUUUCUCAUUAAACAAGUAAUACACUUAUUGCUUUGUGAGAUUGGUUGCCAACCCCUUCUCGACCUUGGGUUCCCACUUGCAUUCCUCCAACUUUCCUGUCCCUGCUGCCUUCUUGUCCUUUCCCCUGGGCUGGUGUGCCCAUUUAGUCUCAUAUACAUGGUUGAGCUAUGUGUAUUAUUGUUUCAUGGGUCCGUCUAAUCUUUGGCUGAAGGGUGAAUCGUAGGAGUGAGUUUAGUACUGAGUAAAAAGAGCAUCUGGGGGUCAUACUGUGCAGCCCUCAGUGCCUUCCCCUUUAUUAGCAAUCUUGUUGUUUUGUUAGUUGCCGUCAAGUUGAUUCUGACUGAAGAUUCUUUAAGGACCUGCUCAGAUCCCCUGUGUCUAGAGUAGAACUGUGCUUUCCAGCGUUUUCAAGGCUGUGACCUUUUGGAAGCAGAUCUCCAGGCUUGUCUUCCAAAGUGCCUCUGAAUGGGUUCGAAAUACCAAUCUUUUGGCUAAUAGUUGAGUGUUUAACUGUUUGCACCACCCAGGGACUCCUUUUAUUAGCAAUACCAUGGGCUUUUUAGUAAACUUAUAUGUUUCUUUACAGUGAAAAGAUUAUUUGGUGAGAGUCAUUGGACCUGGGAUCUAAGAGUCCAUCUAGCUUUGAUUUUGUGAAAAUUAGUUUACAGAGUUACAGUGUCAAAAACAAAAUAAAGACAGGGAGAAGGAGAGAUGGUUGUUAAGUUUCCUUUCAGUUCUAGCAUUGUAUGACUCUAAGUUUCUCUCAAUUCUUUAUGGAUCUAUGUAUAAAUAUGUGUUGGAGUGCGACAAUGGAUCAGGGUAGCUGCCAUGCACAACAGGGAAGGAAGGGAUCCUGGCAGGAUUUGAAUGUUGUUGACUAAAUUCACAGAAAGGGGAAUAGGAAUUAUUUCUUCAUUUUUUAUUAUUUUGGUGAUGCACUUAUUUUAACUUCCACUGAUGCCAUUGUGGCAACAUUUGGUCAACUCAGCAGAACUACGUCCAAGUUACAAAAAUAUUUGGGGCCUCUUUAAAAAACAGAGCUACAGCCAGAAUGGUCCUUAGAAGUAAGGAUAGUAAGACUUCCUUCGUGUAUGCUGAGCAUGUUAUCAGGAGGACCAGUCCCUGGUGAAGGACAUCAUGCCUGGUAAAGUAGAGGGUCAGUGAAAAAGAGGAAGAAUCUCAAUGAGAUGGACUGAUACAGUGGCUACAACAACGGGCUUAAACAUAGCAACAAUUGUGAGGAUGGUUCAGGACUGGGCAGUGUUUUGUUCUGUUGUACAUAGGGUCACUAUGAGUUAGAACUGACUCAGCAGCACCUAACAACAACAUAAAAACAACCAUAAAGUGUCGUUAUAUCUGAUAAGAAUCAAGAACUAAAAGACGAAAAGGCAUUUAGAAGGGAAAGCUGAGGAAUUAAUGAAGCAGCCUGGGUAAGAAUUAAAUUGAUGAGAAUAAGAAUCAUUUUAGUUGGAAAAGAAAAAUGUCAAUCCCAAAUAAGAACAUUUAUCCAUUCAAGUAAUCUUUAACCCUUAUCUCAUAUAAAGCACUGUGCUAAAUUCUAUGGAGCAAGCAUUUAUGAAUAAGACUCAUUUUUUUUUAACCAUCAUGAAAUUUAAAGCUAGAAUGAUAGAUAAGACAUCACAAUAAUAAUUAUAAGACAAAAUGUGGCAUUGCAUACAGAAUAUGAAAAGAGGUUUGAACACACACACAUAAUUAAGAAGCUGAAGAGUAAUUUCUAAUUGGAAUUAUUAGAGGAGGUUUCAAGGAAGAUAUAAUAUUUGAGCUGGAUCUUAAUAAUGGGUAGAAUUUGAACUGGAAAGUUUAGGGAUAAAAUGAAGAAGAGGUUAAGGUGAAGGACAUAGUCCAGAUAGAAGUAAACAGCAUUAGCCAAGGUAUAGAUAAUGCAUAGCAUUAACUUGGAAUAGUAAGUUAUUCAGGAUAGCUAUAAAGUAGAGCAUAUUUAUGGGAGUGUUCAGAUUUAGGGAAGUUUCAGUGCAAUGGAUCACCUUUAUAUGGACUUUCUUACCAUGAUCUUGUAAUUCCCACAAAAUGAUCGGGUGAGACUGUGUAAAUAAGGUGCUUAUGGCCCACCAAGUGGAUUGGGCAACUUGCUAAUAGUGCAAAUAAGGUGCAUGGCACCCUUGUGGGGAUGGGACCAUGCAAAUAAAGUGUAUGGAACCCUAACAAAGGAAUUGGGCAGUUUUGUCAUUCCUCUAGGCUUAAAAUAAGCUAUACCAGAGGCAGAAAAGGGAUACCUCACAACAACCAAGAAAGAAGAACUGGGAGUGGAGUGAGUCCUUUGGACCUGGUGUCCCUCUGCUCAGAACCCCCUAGACCCAGGAGACAGAGGUGUAACACCAGAGAUGACAUUAGAUGGCAAGAAGCGGCAGCAAGAGCGAGUGCGGCAGAGAACUGCUAGCAGCAGAAGCAAGAAAUCAGCAGAAUAUGCACAGUGGACUUACUGGCCCAUGGAGUGAGAGAGCUGAGCACCUUCAGGCAGGAGGCUUGCUGAAAGAGUGGGGUGCCUCCAGGCAGUUGGUGGAGCUAGGCUUGCCAACCCACAGAGCAAGAGAGCUGAGUGCUUUCAGGCAGGAGGCUUCCUGGCAGAGUGGGGUGCCUCUGGGAACUUGUCAGUGGAGCUAAAGAGUUUUGUAAUACUUGCCCAAGCAGGGCAGAGGCCAAGCCAGUUCAGAGGGCUGAGGGCUAAGAGAGAGGCCUGCCUGUGGGCACAGCUGAGAAGCUGUCCUGACCGAAGAACUGUAUCCUGAGUUGUUCCUGAUCCUGAAUUGUAACCUGGUACUACCCUAGCAAACGCCAUAACUGAAUACAUCUUCAUCUGGGAGAGACCUUGAUUCUCUGUUUUGGGAGUUUGUAGAAGCAAUCACGAUCUGCUUCUUUAUGUGAUUUGAUAUCGACUGCUGUCUCCAAGCCAUCUAAGCUUAGCCAUGGAGUCUUCCUCAGCUGAGACCAAUUCAACUGACCUACUCUCACAGCCUUCAGAUGAACCCCAAGUAAUUCUCUCCGUGGUCAUUCUGGGCCUCACUUUCUUAUUGGGAUUGCCAGGAAAUGGGCUCGUGCUGUGGGUGGCAGGCCUAAAGAUGCAGCGAACAGUGAACACAGUUUGGUUUCUCCACCUCACCGCAGCGGACCUUCUCUGCUGCCUCUCCCUGCCCUUCUCCCUUGCUCACUUGGCUCUUCAAGGACACUGGCCCUAUGGCUGGCUCCUCUGCAAGCUCAUCCCCUCCAUCAUCAUCCUUAACAUGUUUGCCAGCGUCUUUCUGCUUACUGCCAUCAGCCUCGACCGCUGUCUUCUGGUACUCAAGCCAAUCUGGUGCCAGAAUCACCGCAAUGUGAGGACAGCCUUUGCCAUCUGUGGAUGUAUCUGGGUGGUAGCUUUUGCAAUGUGUAUACCUGUGUUCUUAUACCGUGAAAUGUUCACUGUAGACAACCAUAAUAUGUGUGGCUACAAUUUUGGUGUCUACAGCUCAUUAGAUUAUUCAGAUUUGGCCUUUGAUCUACUGGAAAACGGAACUCUUAAUGACUCCAUUGUUCCGCUGCCUGGGGAAACAGAUGAUAGGUUAGAUUCUUCCUCUUUCCCAACAAAUGAUCAUCCUUGGACAGUCCCCGCAAUGAAUCCAUUGACGACUUCCACUGACCUCCAUGCUCAAACAUUCCAAAGACCUUCUGGAGAUUCACUCCCUAGGAAUUUAUCUAGAUUAUCCAGUCAGUAUACCUAUUAUAAUUUAUAUAAAUCUGCUGAUGUGGUCUUACCUAGAAUUCCCAGUGAUGUGCGUGGGUUUCCCAGUGAAGAUCGAAGGACUGACUCAUUGGAUUACUCUAAUUUUCUCUCUACUGAUUUAGGCCUUUUCCCCAGUGCUUCUAGCAAUUCCUUAUACACAUAUGAUUACUAUGAUUACCACAGUGGUAAUUCAAGCCAAUUCAUAAACGACAAUCAAGUGCCAACACCCCUGGUAGCGAUAACCAUCACUAGGCUAGUAGUGGGUUUCCUGUUGCCUUUUAUUAUCAUGGUGGUCUGCUAUACCCUUAUUAUCUUCCGAAUGCGACAGGGACGCUUCUCCAAGUCUCGGCGCAAAACUUUGCGAGUGGCCAUGGUGGUGGUCGUUGUCUUUCUUGUCUGCUGGACUCCAUACCAUGUAGUUGGUGUCCUAUCAUUGUUUAUUGAUCUAGAAACUCCCUUUGGGGAAGCUUUGUUGUCCUGGGACCAUGUGUCCAUUGCACUAGCAUCUGCAAAUAGCUGCUUCAAUCCCUUCCUCUAUGCCCUCCUGGGGAAAGAUUUUAGGAAGAAAGCAAGGCAGUCCAUGCAGGGCAUUCUGGAAGCAGCCUUCAGUGAGGAGCUCACACACUCUACCAGCUGCCCCCAAAACAAAAUCUCUUUAGAAAGAAACAGUACCAGUACAGUUGUUUGAAAACAUGGAGCAGCCAACUCAAGCAGAGGUUCUUAAGUAUUCACCCAGUACAAUAUGUUUCUAAAAGGUUGAGAGAUGUAGUAAGCAGGGGGAUUCAGAAACCAUCAAAGAAUCAUAAGCAACAUCUUAGUCCAGUGGUUCUCAAAACGUGGUGCCCAGACUAGGGAUACCACUUGUCAGAAAUGUAAACUCUCAAGCCCCACCCCAGACUUGCAGAAUCAGAAUUUCUGUGAGGUAGGGCCCAGCAAGCCCUCUUGUUUUAACAAGUCAUCUUGUUUCUGAUAUAUGAUAAAUUUGAGAAUUAUUGUAAAAGUCCAUUUCUGUCCAAUACUAAACCAUGUGUGAUAAAUGAGAAAAUAGUCUGUUUUUAAAUGAUGUUUCCAUCAUUAAAUUUUUUCUUUAGUAUUAUCUAAAUCCCCUUCUAGAUUCAAUGUUAACUCAUUUCUUCUAGGCCUAUCAGCUAUUGAGACAGAAAAGAAGCCCUGGUGGAACAAUGGUUAAGUGCUCCACUGUUAACCAAAACGUCAGUGGUUCAAACCCACCAGUGGCUCCAUAAAGAUCUGCCCCCAUACAGACUACAGCCUAGGAAACCAUAUGGGGCAGUUCCACUCUGUCCUAUAGUGUUGCUAUGAGUUGGAAUCUACUCGAUGGCACACAACAACAUGAGACUGAAUCUGGAGCAAAGUGAGAUGCCAGAUGCCUGCUACCUGGAACACCCCUGGGUACAGGACAUAGGGAUUCCAAGGGUCCACUUUACAAGUAAGUAAGCAUUUAUUAUGUGAAGACAGACUAACACAUCUAAAAACUUCCUAGUAAAAUGUUACGUAAGCUGCUGUUUGGGGAGAUCUCCGUUUACUCUAUCUGCCAACUGGUCAAAUCAUCUAUCUUCCAUUCCUUUUCUUAAGCUCUUUGAUUUCCUUAUUCUUUUCAUGCCUCUAAAUAUUCUUCCAUACCAGACUUUUAGUCUCCAAUAACCUCUAAUUUCAUAAUAUUUGAAUUACUCCCUCCUCUUGCUCCGAAUUAAUACUUUCCAAAGGCUUCAUCUCAAAUGAAAGAAGAAAAAGGGUGGAGGAUGGAGCAGCAAUUAUUUACUCUGCUGCAAAAUGACUGAAUACUGUACCAGAAAUACCAUUAAACUUUUUUUUUUAAAUAUGACUAUAUAUGUGUAUCUUUCAUACCAAAAUUACCACAUAUAUCUUUUGGGCUUUGUAAUCCUUUCUUACCAAAGUUACACAAUGUACAUAGUUUUAAGAGAAUUAAAAUUGUAGAGACUUAUAAUGAAAUGUAAGACAUCUUCUGCCCAACUCUGUGUAAUGCCCAACUGCUCUCUUCUCACUCACAUUUCCCAUCGGCAAACCUUGCAAUUCUUUUAGAGAUUUCUAAAUUACAUGUUUUUAGACGUGACAAAAUGACUUGUUCUGAAAGAUGAAGAUUUUUAUUCAAACACCUCUGUAUUUUUAUGUUGUUUGUCUAGCAUACACAAUAUUUGUUAAUAACCAUAUUUUAAUUCAUUCAUGCCCAGGCUUCUCUCUCCCUUUGGACCACCCAUUUUUCUUGAACUUUGUCUAUCCUUUUCAAACAUUUAUAUAGUUUUCCUACCAGCACCCUUUUAUUUUUAAAAAGCAUUUCCCAACUCCCUACCACAUUCUCUCUCAUUUUUCUGUGUAUAAAAUUUUAAAUGUAGCCUUUUCUAAACUGAUUAUAUACAAUGACUUAAUCUAAAAAAUAGAAAAGGAGAUGUUUUGGACUUGCAAGGCAUUAUUAUUUGUUCAAUAGUUGAGGUGAGAGUCUGGACUACAAAUUCGUUAUAAGGUUCUAUGCAGAAAAUUUCAAAUCACUAGGAAUUCUGUCAGUUGUUAGGUAAUACCGUCUGACAUGAUGUAAAUUUGCAUCACUACUUUUCCAAUUUAAUUUGCUUAUAUAUCUGAUGUAAAUAAAUACUUUUUAUCUCAUGGAUCCUUGCAAGGCUCAGAUAUUCAUAAACGCUUGUAAUUGGUUUACACCCAGGAUAUAUCAUAACCUAUAAAUAUUCAGCAAAUAAAUCUCAUAGUGGGUUACUGUAGGGCUGCUAUAAUGGCCAUUAGCCAGACUUCUUGAAACCCCAACACAUCCCACAAGACCCUGAGUGUAAAUUCCAAACUACUGGGGCUAAUGUAUAUGAUAUUAGGAUGAAUAAACUUGACAUAGUUAUAAGAUUCAAUGUACAGUGAACUGUUGGCAAUCCAUUGUCUAGACUCCUUUUGAGAGUUCUAUUUAUCUUGGAAAUGUAUUCUUAAGAAAUUCCUACAAUUAGAAUUCCCUCAUUUAUGAUGAAAAACUCUGGUGAGUGCCUAUAACUAUUUUUGUACUAUCUCAUCUCCAGGAUGUCUCAGACUGGGAUCCAGUUCUUCACCAAAAUGCAGUAUCUUAAAUAUUUAAAAUACCCCAGGAUUCAAGUAAGGUGGCCCUAGUCCACAUACCAAGCUGCAAGGGGUGACUGACUUUCCCAAUAUUUCACUAUAUUUAAUAGCAUUUGAAAAGAGGAAUGUUAAAGGAGUGCUCUUAAUUCAUCUUCCCAUCAACCUUACAAAAAAUUACAAGGCAAACCACUUAAUCCCAAUAGUGGGAAGAGAGGCUAAAUGCCAAGUAAAACCAAAUGCUCUCACAUUUCUCCCUUCCUACCCCAGCAAAGAGAAACUU
Messenger RNA from Loxodonta africana (African savanna elephant), 7360 nucleotides. RefSeq names its product complement C3a receptor 1 (gene C3AR1). The coding region runs from base 3200 to 4681 and encodes 493 amino acids. The record is from RefSeq and is a predicted model, not a curated record. The transcript is spliced from 3 exons. Gene Ontology annotation, molecular function: complement component C3a receptor activity; G protein-coupled receptor activity; complement component C5a receptor activity. NCBI's taxonomy places the organism in Eukaryota, Metazoa, Chordata, Mammalia, Proboscidea, Elephantidae. Gene Ontology annotation, cellular component: plasma membrane. Gene Ontology annotation, biological process: positive regulation of cytosolic calcium ion concentration; complement receptor mediated signaling pathway; phospholipase C-activating G protein-coupled receptor signaling pathway.